AGCGAGUAGCCUCCUGCAGCCCGAGCUAGAAUCCGAUCACUUACACUCUUUCUUGACCUCCAACUGCAUCCUCCUUCUGGCUAUACCGGCUCCCUCAAACUUUAACCAACCAUCACGAUGCACGCCCUCACCAGCACCCUGGUGGCUGCCGCCAUUGUCCAGGGCGGCCUUGCUGCCACUGUGCCUUCCCACGCCCGCCUCGGCCUGGCUGGCACCGCCUCGUUCGUGGCGCCCCGCAAGACGCUCGAGAACUUCAACGGCGCCCUGUCCGUCUACAACGCCCACUUGAAGUUCGGCGCCACUCCUCCCCCGGCUCUCGCCGCGCUCGUCGCCAACAUCACCUCCGCUGUCAACCAGCGCCGGUCUACCGGCUCCGUCACCACUUCUCCCAUUGACAGCGAUGAUGAUGCGUACGACGCCAACGUGCAGAUCGGCACCCCUGCCCAGACCCUGAGCCUCGACUUCGACACGGGCUCUUCGGACCUGUGGGUGUUCAGCAGCGAGACCCCGAGCAGCCAGCGCAACGGCCAGAGCAUCUACACGCCGUCCAAGAGCAGCACUGCCUCGAAGCUCAGUGGUGCCACCUGGCAGAUCUCGUACGGCGACGGCUCCUCGUCCAGCGGCGAUGUCUACAAGGACACCGUCACCAUCGGCGGCCUGACCGUCACUGGCCAGGCGGUCGAGUCCGCCAAGAAGGUCUCGUCGAGCUUCACCCAGGAGUCCGCCACGGACGGCCUCGUCGGCCUCGCCUUCAGCAGCAUCAACACCGUCAGCCCCACGAAGCAGAAGACCUUCUUCGACAACGCCAAGUCGGCCCUCAACAGCCCCCUCUUCACCGCGGACCUGAAGCACCAGGCUGCCGGCAAGUACAACUUUGGCUACAUUGACACGGCCGCCUACACGGGCUCCAUCACCUACGUGCCCGUCGACACGUCCGAGGGCUUCUGGGGCUUCACCUCGUCCGGCUACGCCGUCGGCAGCGGCUCCUUCAAGUCGACCAAGACCUCGGGCAUCGCCGACACCGGCACCACCCUGCUCUACCUCCCCGACUCGGUCGUCUCGGCCUACUACGGCCAGAUCAAGGGCGCCGGCAACGACGACUCGGUCGGCGGUUACACCUUCCCCUGCAGCGCCACCCCUCCCAGCUUCACCUUUGGCGUCGGCUCGGGCCGCAUCACCAUCCCCGGCAGCUUCAUGAACUUUGGCGACGCCGGCGAUGGCAGCUGCUUCGGCGGCAUCCAGAGCAGCGACUCCAUCGGCAUCAACAUCUACGGUGAUGUCGCUCUCAAGGCCGCCUUUGUCGUCUUCAGCGGCACCAGCUCCCCCCAGCUCGGCUGGGCUUCCAAGAGCCUCUAAGCUGCAGGCGGGCCCUUGCGUGUUGCCUGGGUCUAGAUCAAAGCUGGCUACAGCUUUGUCUAACGAGCGAGGAUUUGAAUUGAGGGGAUGAGCGGUGGGAAAUGGAUCGAGAUUCGAGAUCUAGCCGAUGGGGUUGGGCUUGCUUUUUACAUUCUUUUGCAGAACGACUGGACUGGGGACUCCGUUCCUGUAGUAGAGCCGGGACGAGAUCAGCGAUUUUGCUUAUCACAAAGGUGGGCGGGGGUGGUUUUCUGCAGUGUCGGCGGGUCGACUUUGUUCUUCUUGCACAUAUGCCGAGUUGCGAGUGGUGCUCCGUACAUAGCUUGAUAUGUCCUUCGGUAUGCUUGAAAUGGAUGAUGAUCAUA
This is a messenger RNA of Microdochium trichocladiopsis, 1721 nucleotides long. Its product is annotated as secreted aspartic proteinase precursor. The record is from RefSeq and is a predicted model, not a curated record. Gene Ontology annotation, biological process: proteolysis. Gene Ontology annotation, molecular function: aspartic-type endopeptidase activity. The transcript has a single exon. The coding region runs from base 118 to 1356 and encodes 412 amino acids. Lineage: Eukaryota; Fungi; Ascomycota; Sordariomycetes; Xylariales; Microdochiaceae.